Rana temporaria (common frog) is the source of this 2949-nucleotide messenger RNA. Its product is annotated as MAP kinase-interacting serine/threonine-protein kinase 2-like. Gene Ontology annotation, molecular function: calmodulin binding; calcium/calmodulin-dependent protein kinase activity; ATP binding. Lineage: Eukaryota; Metazoa; Chordata; Amphibia; Anura; Ranidae. The record is from RefSeq and is a predicted model, not a curated record. Gene Ontology annotation, biological process: intracellular signal transduction; protein autophosphorylation; peptidyl-serine phosphorylation. Gene Ontology annotation, cellular component: cytoplasm; nucleus.
UUAUGAAAAUACAGGCAGUCAGCCGUCUCAUGUAAAUAGCAAUGUAAAACUGAGAGCUGUGCCACUUCACUGCGGGGCCCUGGAAACAUGUUCCAGUUCCAUCCACCUGCGAUCUUCCACGCUUCAUAAUAGGAUCCGCACUUUUGCCAAUCCUGGACAUUUUUCAUUCUUCGGAAUUUAUUUUUUCCUGUGGCAAAUAUGGUGCAGAAAAAAAGUCCAGAGAACGGCUUUUACCAAUCAUUUAAGAAUCAAAAUCCGUUUGAGACAGAAGAAUAUGAAGGACAGUCCAGAAACUUGGAGCCUGUGUUUAAUUUUGAAUGCUCUUCCCGUCCUGAUUUGCCAUCUAGUGCUCCCAUUGAUAUUCCUGAUGCCAAAAAGAGAACAAAGAAGAAAAAGCGAUGUAGAGCAACAGACAGCUUUUCUGGACGAUUUGAAGACAUGUACCAGCUGCAAGAUGAGGUUCUUGGUGAAGGAGCCUAUGCCAGAGUCCAAAGCUGCAUGAACUUAAUCACCAACAAGGAGUACGCUGUGAAGAUCAUAGAAAAGAGACCUGGUCAUAGCCGAAAUAGAGUUUUUAGAGAGGUUGAAAUGCUCUAUCAGUGUCAAGGUCACAGCAAUGUCCUUGAACUAAUUGAGUUCUUUGAGGAGGAAGAAAAAUUCUUCUUGGUGUUUGAGAAGAUGUACGGUGGUUCUAUACUAAAUCACAUACACCAAAGGAGACAUUUCAAUGAAAGGGAAGCCAGUUUUGUUGUGAGAGAUAUUGCUGAAGCCUUGAACUACUUGCAUAACAAAGGUAUUGCACAUCGGGAUCUGAAACCUGAAAAUAUCCUGUGUGAAAGUCCUCAUCAGGUAUCACCAGUGAAGAUCUGCGAUUUUGACCUUGGUAGUGGAAUCAAACUUAACAGUGACUGCUCACCUAUAUCCACCCCAGAACUUUUAACUCCGUGUGGGUCAGCUGAGUAUAUGGCUCCUGAAGUAGUCGAGGCAUUUAAUGAAGAAGCAUCAAUAUAUGACAAGCGCUGUGACUUGUGGAGUCUUGGAGUGAUCCUUUACAUCAUGCUAAGUGGCUAUCCACCAUUUGUAGGGCGUUGUGGCAGUGACUGUGGUUGGGAUCGAGGAGAGGCCUGCCCAGCUUGUCAGAACAUGCUGUUUGUAAGUAUUCAGGAAGGAAAGUAUGAAUUUCCAGAUAAAGACUGGGCUCACAUUUCAUCUGGUGCCAAAGAUCUGAUCUCCAAAUUGCUACUUCGAGAUGCCAAAAAGAGACUAAGUGCAGCACAGGUGUUACAACACCCAUGGGUACAGGGGUGUGCACCAGAUAAUACACUCCCCACCCCAAGCAUACUUCAAAGGAACAGUAGUGCCAAAGACCUGACCUCGUUUGCUGCAGAAGCUAUAGCAAUGAAUCGUCAGUUAAUGGAGCAAGAAGAAGAGCAGCAGAUAACAGACUGUUCUGUGGCGUGCCCCACUGUGGUGAAAGCUUCAUCUGGCUCCAUGCACCUCUCCCCUCCUUCUGAUUCUAUGUUGGCCAGGAGGCGACAGCAAGGGAAAGUUUCUCCUCGAAGUAUAGCACUUCUUAUUGUCAGUGAUUGAAUGCAAGUCGGGCCUUUAUUUUGCACAGCUAUAUGAGCACCUGGUACUGAUUGGCUUGUUAGAGGGUGUUUUAUGAAUGUAUUGUAAUUUGUACAAAGACUUGAACAUAUUUUAUAAUCAAAGUCUUUACUUGCAUAAUGAAUGUUUCUGAAAGCUGAAUAUUUUUUGCAAUAGUUAUUUUCCAAAACAUUGGAAAAGAUGGUUGUUUGGAGGUUUGUGGGGGUAAAACUGUGAAUGAAAUGGCAUUUGACCAAGUUAUAGAAUUUAUCUAGUAAGGUUUAUGUAAACCCCAAUGCUUAAACCACAGAUGCUGUUGCACUUCCUUUUAAUGUCAAAAAGUUACAUUUUAUAUAUAUAUUUUUUUGUCUGCAAUCAUACCAGGUGAUUCUACCAGCAUGGUGUAUACUCUGACACUUCUUUUCCUAGGGUGAUAACACGCACUUAUUUCAGUUGCCAUUCUCUCACCCCUUCCUGCGUGCUCCCGAGUUGGACUACAAGCAGCCACACUGACACACAGUGUGCUAGCACAUUCUGCCAUAGCCAUUUAAGUAAAACUGUGAAGUUCAGUUGCUGCUGCAGCACAUGCAUGUCCACGGGACAUUUGUACAAAGUUUACAGGAUAUGCUCAGUACAGGAGACAAAACCAUGAACAAAGUAAGCGGAAAAUAUUUUGUAAACUGUACCUUUUGUACAGUGGUUCUAAAACUGGUCAUACUUGCUUAAGUUGGGUCUCAUUUUUACUAAUGUUAUAUUUUCAGAUUACAGCAUUAAUGUGUGUAGAACAUGAGAUAAACUUCCAGUAGAUGCAGGGAAUAAAAGUGGUUAUAUGAAGACCGCAGGCAUGCAAUUGCAGUUAUUAUAUAAUUGGAUUGCUUUCCACACCAAUGAUAGGUGAUUCAUUUUAACGAGAUGUGGGUCUCUUUGUCAUCCCAUCUAUAUGUAGUGCCUGCCCGCUGUUUUUUUUUUGUGGUUGUCUAGGUCUAUUCUUGCUGCUAGUCAUCCCAUAUAGUGCCUUCCCCCAUCAUAUUUAGAGAAAAGUCAUAUUGGAUAUAUUUCCAAAAAUGGAUGCCAAGUACAGCAAGUUGGCUCUUGAGAGCAAGAAUGCAUAUGUAGUGCUAGCAGCAAAAAAACUACUCAAUAUAAGUACUCCAGACUGCAAAAACUGAUUUAUGGAUGUAGCUGAUGGGUCCCAGCUCCUUUGUAAAAAGAAAAACAAUGGUCUUAAAUACACCAGCAUACUCAGAGGGAAAGGAAAAUCAAAAAAGAAAGUUCUGUUAACAUGCAUUUUACCAUGUUGGGUCUUCUUUAGUGUUUUUGUUGAUACAAGGACUUUAUUGAUAAACUACCAAUUUCCCUUUG